Messenger RNA from Phalaenopsis equestris, 2372 nucleotides. Its product is annotated as protein SCAI homolog. Gene Ontology annotation, biological process: DNA-templated transcription. Gene Ontology annotation, molecular function: transcription corepressor activity. Lineage: Eukaryota; Viridiplantae; Streptophyta; Magnoliopsida; Asparagales; Orchidaceae. The record is from RefSeq and is a predicted model, not a curated record. Gene Ontology annotation, cellular component: nucleus.
AUUAAAAUCUGCCAUACAAACGAAUAAACUGCCACGUCGGAGCCGAUUUUUCUGCCUCCGGUCUCAACAGCCACCUCCCAAGCGCUCAAAUCCACCGCCGGCAGAUCCAUCUAACAGCCUCGACCUCCGAUGCAUCUCUGGUUUGACAAGAAACUGCACGCUCCAUUUUCCCUUCAGCCAUCAUUUGGAUAAUCUCUCCAUCUCCCCUCCCGUAGCGCCACCCUGCCAUCAUCACCCGCAACCCCCAUGGCCCAGGGUUCCAUCCCUGUUACGGAGUACUUCUGGUCUCUCCUCGAUAAGGGAGAUCGCAAGUUCUCCCGUAUCCGCGAACUUCCGAACUUCGGCCGUGCUAGGAACAAUGCGGACUUCCAGAAGGCUUUUAAGAUCUACACGCAGCUGUGGAAGCUACAGCAGGAGCACCGGCAGAAGCUAGUGGAGGCCGGCCUGAAGCGGUGGGAGAUUGGUGAGAUUGCCUCGCGGAUUGCGCAGCUGUACUACUUCCAGUACCAGAGGACGAGUGACAGCGGGAACCUCGCUGAGUCCUACGUCUUCUACGAAGCCAUCCUAACGCGGGAGUACUUCCGGGACUCAGCCGCAGCGGCAGCCGGUGCGCCGCCAAUGCCGCCAGAUCCUCCACUGGCUAACAAGCAGCUUCGUUUUUUCGCGCGGUUUCUGAUCGUGUGCCUCGUUCUCGGCCGCCGGGACAUGGUUUCUCAACUCGCAAACCAUCUUAGAAUGCUUGUUGAUGAGUCCAGGAGGAGCUUUCAGGAAAUAGAGUACAAAGAAUGGAAGCAUGUGGUUCAAGAAAUUUUCAGAUUUUUGAAACUCGAUACAUCUUUUAUGAAUAUGAGGCCCUUAAGAUAUAGCUUUGUCUAUGACAUGCAUCCAUAUUCUCUUCCGGCUGCUUCUUACAACUCUAGGAAACAAUUAGUUCUACGUGAUGCAAUCUUGAGCAGCUAUUGUCACAAUGAGGUUAAGUUUGCAGAGCUUACUCUAGACACAUUUAGAAUGCUUCAGUGUUUGGAGUGGGAACCAUGUGGCUCAUUCUCCUUAAACAUUGCUACUACUGAUAGCGGCAACACUGGAGGAGGACCUAAUCGCAUGAACCUACAACAAGACAUUAGAGAUUCUGCCCUACCCCCCAACCCACAGAAAGUAAUUUUGUAUCGCCCAAGUAUUACAUCUUUUCUUUUGGUUCUUGCUACCAUAUGUGAAGAGCUACCCUCAGAUGGAAUUCUACUAAUAUAUCUUUCAGCUUCAGGAGAAACUGGAGAAAAUUAUCCUAUGCUGUUAAGUCCUGGGUGUUCUUUUGAUUCUGAUAAUCAAAGGGGGAGCUCUAAGGAUGCCAGUAAGGCCUCUCCACCAGUCUCUCCAAUCAAUGUUCCAUCAGAUACUUUUUCAGAGCAGAUGGAGAGUGAAAAUGAUAAACAAGAAGCUUUCUUGUGGUUAGGUUCACGUCGAAUUAAAGGUUCCAAACUGUAUCCUUGUGACUUGAUUCCGUUUACGAGGAAGCCACUUUUUCUCAUUAUAGACAGUAAUAGCAGCCAUGCAUUCAAGGUCAUUCAUGGGGAUGAGAAAGGAGAGACCAUGGCUAUGUUACUCUCUCCAAAAUCUCAGGCUCCAGCCAUGGGAGCUACUAGCGAGUCUCCCCGCAAUCAAAAUAUUAGCCAAUUCACAUUGUUCCUAACAGCUCCAGUUCAAGCUUUCUGCAUCUUGCUGGGUGUUUCUGGCGUUAACUUGGAAAUGGAAACAUAUAACGAUGCUGAAGAGUUACUUUUAUCAUCGUUGUAUGAAUGGGAAAAUGCUUUACUAGCAUGUGGUGAACUGCAUCCAAUAUGGAUUGGGGUUUUGGGCGAUCCAUUUUUGAGGCGACUUCUUCUUAGGUUUAUUUUCUGUCGAUCUGUUUUGGCGCUUUACAGCCUAACAUUCCAGCAAGAGGAAUAUUUUCCUUCAUGUCUUCCGAACUUACCUGAUUGCCUCCGUCCAGGGUCAGCUCUAUCAGAGUCUGCUGUGUUUGCGCUUGCCAACUUCUUUGGUGUCAAUGGUCAUUUCGUUUUCUCAAAAGGGGCAUAAGCACCUUGAAUCUAUGGCUGAUCGUUGUCAAUUGGUUUAUAAUUAAAAAGUAACAAGCUUGAACUUGGCGUGGACUUGGAGCAACUUUUCUUUUAGGGUGGCUUGGGAGAAAUAAGGCCAGUCAUUUGAAACCUAUUCUCAUCCUUCAUUACUUAUACGAGUUGAAGGGAGAAAAUUCUCCUUGAAAUGCCACCUUAUUUUUUUUAUUAUUAGAUUCGAUUUAUUUGAUUUUGAAGGAGAAUUUCUCAUUGUAAACACUAUUUUUAGUGCUUCAAUAAAAGGUUUACUGGUUGCAUGUU